Messenger RNA from Sesamum indicum (sesame), 2261 nucleotides. Its product is annotated as lipid transporter. Gene Ontology annotation, biological process: glycolipid translocation; dolichol-linked oligosaccharide biosynthetic process. Gene Ontology annotation, cellular component: endoplasmic reticulum membrane. The record is from RefSeq and is a predicted model, not a curated record. NCBI's taxonomy places the organism in Eukaryota, Viridiplantae, Streptophyta, Magnoliopsida, Lamiales, Pedaliaceae.
CAAGUACAGCUUUUUGGGUCCGUCUCAAGCCCAAGUACCCAUCCACCCCAACCCAACCCGAAUGUAUCCGCGAACUAUUGUUCGGAGUUGUACAAGUAUUGUUCAAGAACCAAACAGUAGGAAGAGUAAAAACAAAAAAUGGUUUCAGAGAUGUCAAAUUCGCAGCCGGUGGAUGGAGGGGCAGCGGCGAAUCUGCCGCGAACUUUUAAGUAUUUGUUAGCUACGCAGUUUCUGGCAAGGGGAAUUCCAUUCAUAUUCAAUUCCUGGAUUGUCAGACACCUAUCCGAAGAAGAUUAUGCGCUCUAUGCUGUACAAUUCCAUCUGUUUGUUACCUGUGUAUUGUUUCUCAGUAGAGAGGGGUUCCGGCGAGCAUGCAUGAGGGCAGAUAUCAAAUGUGAUGGUGCUUCAGCAACAGGACCAAAUGCAGCUAAGCUUUUGAAAGUAGCCUGGAUGACUUUCCCUUUAGGAAUACUAGUUACAAUUUCAGCAUGUUUAUUCGUAUUUUGGUGGCAAGGGCUAAGUUAUUCUAGUUCAUAUGCACAGGCUAUCUUGAUUAAUGGUUUUGCUUGUGUACUUGAGCUACUGGCAGAACCAUUUUAUAUAUUGUCCCAGAAUUUGGUUCUUCUCAGAUUGCGGCUGGUUGCUGAAACUGUAGCCACUCUUUCACGCUGUAUAGUAACAUAUAUCCUCAUCCUGAAGCAACCUGGCAUGGAGAAAGCAAUUGUAUUUGCCCUGUCACAGGUUGCAUAUGGAGCAUCUAUUUUCUUAGGUUAUUGGAGCUACUUUCUUCUAUUUCGAGCAUAUAAAACUUCAGUUCUUUUUCCAUUCAGGAAAGGAAAUACAAUGGGUUAUGACCAAGCACUUGCUAACAUGUGUAUGAUUUUUACUCUUCAAUCUUUUCGGAAGUUGAUUCUUCAGGAAGGUGAAAAGAUGGUCCUUGUAUGGUUGGACACGCCAUAUAACCAAGCAGUAUACGGACUUGUAGAGAAACUAGGUAGCUUAGUGGUGAGGCUGGUUUUUCUUCCAUUUGAGGAAAGUUCCUAUGUUACAUUUGCAAGGUCUGCAUCAGGAGAGUACGAAGAGAAAAAGAAGAACCUGGGAAGGCGUCUGACAGAUGCGCUAAAACUUGUUUUGCUAAUAGGUUUGGUGGUUAUCGCAUUUGGUCCAAGCUAUUCGUAUUCCCUCAUCAGGCUGUUGUAUGGUAGAAAAUGGAGUGAUGGAGAAGCUUCGGUAGCACUCCAGUAUUAUUGCCUUUACGUGAUAGUUUUGGCCAUGAAUGGGACGUCCGAAGCAUUUUUGCAUGCAGUUGCGACAGAGGAUCAACUUAAACGGUCAAAUGACUCAUUACUUGUCUUCUCAUUGAUUUACCUGGUCUUAAAUGUCCUACUUAUAAGAUCAGCAGGCGCAAUUGGAUUAAUAUUAGCAAAUUCUUUGAACAUGAUCUUCAGGAUAAUUUAUUCAGCGGUUUUCAUCAGAAAAUAUUUCAAGGAUUCUUCCUCCUUUUCGUUUAGUGGUUGCUUGCCAGCAGGCUAUGAGUUUCUACUAGUUUCAGGUGUAGCCACUUUCAUCCUUGAGAGAACAUAUCUGAACCGAGAUCACUUCUGGGCCACCUUUACUGUUCACUUCUCCUUUGGCUUGGCAUGUUUCAGCGUAGCGGCUUUUGUAAUCUACAAAAAGGAGAAGCUCUUCAUUAGCAAAAUUAUACGCUUCCGUGAGCAUGCUGAUUGAAGCUGGUGAAGAUCCAAGGAACUACUUUGGUGUUGAAAACUCAUGAAGUGUAUCAUGAUCAAUGUGAUUUUGGAUCGACCAUAGAUACUAUAGAAGAAUUCCACUCCUGGAGUUUGGCCCAGGUACUUCAAAGAGAUGGAAGAUCAACUAUCCUUUCUGUUUAAAGUGCCCCAUUUACUCCGUGGUUCAUAUCGUGCACCACCAGCUUUAAUAUAUCACCAACUGUUCCCCUUCUCAUCCAGCAUUCAAGACAACCAAGAUCUCAGCCUUGGGUUGGAUCGGUCUAACAAUUUGGUCCAGUUGUCAUAAUUUUGGAUUAGCUGCCAAAGUUGCAGCAUAACAUUCGAUUCUGGACCUGCUUGUAUGAUUUUGGUGGCCUCAAAACUUUUGGGAUGCUUUUGAAUAUACAAAGUGACUUGUGAAUACAAAUCUAACAAUGAUAUGUGUAGAUUCUGAAGAUGGGAGUACACUUUAGGAUUCAAAUCUUCCUGGGAUUUGCAUUGGCUUCUGAUUAAAGUACUAAAAUUGUGAUC